This is a messenger RNA of Oppia nitens, 525 nucleotides long. Its product is annotated as Golgi-associated plant pathogenesis-related protein 1-like. The record is from RefSeq and is a predicted model, not a curated record. Bases 1 to 525 code for a protein of 174 amino acids. The transcript is spliced from 4 exons. Gene Ontology annotation, cellular component: extracellular region. Lineage: Eukaryota; Metazoa; Arthropoda; Arachnida; Sarcoptiformes; Oppiidae.
AUGAUUAUUAUUAUACGGGGUUUAUCUCGUCAUCCAUUACCUGAUGAAACUGACAGUGAUUUUCAAAAUGAUUGUCUCAAUAGCAGUAAUAAUUAUCGACAAUAUCAUGAGUCACCUGAUUUUGUUUUAGAUCAAUCGCUAGUAGACUAUGCUAAGUCCCGGUGCCAAACUAUAUCACAAAAUGAGGGAACACUUAGUCACGAUGGUCUAGACAAGGGUAUUGGCGAAAAUUUGGCAUGGAUGUGCAAAUGGGGCAGUAAAAUGUGUACUGGACAACAAGCUGUAGACAUGUGGUACGCUGAAGAAAAACAUUACAACUAUAGUGAUCCAAAAUAUUCGCCCAAAACCGGACACUUUACCCAAUUAGUCUGGAAAGACACUGUUCACGUAGGCUGUGCCCGUUGUUUUGGUCGCGGCCCGCGCGGCAAUGAGACAUAUAUUGUGUGCAAUUAUAAACCGCGCGGCAAUAUUGUUGGCUAUAAAAAUGUAUUUUUUCGUAGAAAUGUUUUAGAUCCGGAAUAUUAG